AUGGCGGAGCUAUUGCGGGCGCCGUCCGUGCCCUCCCUGGCCGGGCUGGAAGAGGAGCUCACCUGCUCCAUCUGCCUGUGCCUCUUCGAGAGCCCGGUCACCACGCCCUGCGGCCACAACUUCUGCGGGCCCUGCCUGGACGUCACCUGGAGCGGCCUCCAGGCGGGCUUCAGCUGCCCGCAGUGCCGGGCCAGCUUCCAGCGCCGGCCCGAGCUGCAGAAAAACACGGUGCUGUGCCGGGUGGUGGAGCAGUUCCACAGCACCCAGCCCGCGAGCCCGGCCGCCGAGGAGAAGAAAGGCUGGGACGGGAGCCGCUCCGAGGUGGCCUGCGACAGCUGCCUGGAGGCCGCGGCGGCCAAGACCUGCCUCACCUGCAUGGCCUCCUUCUGCCUGGAGCACCUGCGGCCCCACCAGGAGAGCCCGGCGUUCCGCGACCACCAGCUGUGCCCGCCCCUGCGCGACCUGCAGCAGAGGAAGUGCCAGGACCAUAACAAGCUGCUGGAGUUCUACUGCCGGGACCACGCCAGCUGCAUCUGCUGCGUCUGCCUGGUCAGCCACAAGACCUGCGCCACCGGCCCGGUGCAGGACGCCAAGGCGGAGAAGGAGUCACAGCUGAAGAACAGACUGACGGAGCUGUAUAAUCAGAGCGAAAAAGCUUCUCUGGCGCUGGAUGAAGUGAGGGUGCUGCAAAGACAAGCCAGUGAGACAGCUGCCCGAAAGAUGGAUUUGCUCAGAAGUGAGUUCUUGGAAAUUAAAGCUUUAAUAGAAGAAGAAGAAAACCAGGCAAUGAGGAAGGUUGAAGAAGAGGAAAAGCGAGUCUGUGAUAAGUUUGAUUAUGUCCAUAACGUCCUGGGAAAGAAGAAAAAUGAAAUUCAGGUCAUCAGGGACCAGAUUGAAAUGGCACUGACUGAAGAUGAUGAUAUUACAUUUUUAAAGAAAGCAGCAAAAUUGCGAAACACUUCAACCAAAGAUGUUUUCAUCCCCAGAAUUGAUCUGGACCAAAACUUGAUACACACCAUUUAUCAAGGUGCCUUUUCCCUUAAAGAAAUAGUGAAACGAACGGUGAAUCAACCUCAGGAGAAGAAAAUGGAAGCAGGUGGACAGUCCAGACCAAGUGUGGAAGAGAAGGCAAAUCUACAGUGGAAACCUAAGGCUUUUCAAAUAAACCCUUCAAAUAAACUCUCAGCAUCUGGAAGAAAAGCUGUUGGAUCACAAGCUGCAAAAAUAGGUAAAGCCCAUCAGAAGCCUCAGUCGGAGUUGAGUGAGGAUGCAGACACCAGGGAUAAAAGAAAACCUGCCAAAUCUGCACCAAACACUGCGAAUCCAGGUGCAACAUCUCUUGAAAGCUUUUUAACGAAAUCGAGAGAGGAGCUCCUGGAGUAUGCUGCUAAAAUCACGCUGGAUUUCAACACCGCUCAUAACAAAGUGCUGUUAUCAGACAGAAACACCAAGAUGUCGGUCUCUGAAAUACCCCAGAAGUAUAGCCCCCACCCUCAGCGCUUCACCUACUGUUCCCAAGUGCUGGGCUUCCAGUGCUUCAAGAGGGGCAUCCACUACUGGGAAGUGGAACUGCAACGGAACAACUUCUGCGGCAUCGGCAUCUGCUACGGUAGCAUGGACAGGCAAGGGGCGGAUAGCCGCCUGGGGAGGAACAGCAGCUCCUGGUGCAUUGAGUGGUUUAAUUCGAAAAUUUCAGCCUGGCAUAAUGAUCUUGAAAAAUGUCUGCCCAACACCAAGGCCACCAAGAUUGGUGUGCUGCUCAAUUACGAGGGAGGAUUCGUUAUUUUCCUGGGUGUUGGCGAGAAACAUAACUUGAUCUACAAAUUUAAAGCGCAGUUCACUGAAGCGCUGUAUCCUGCUUUCUGGGUGUUUUCCAGUGGCACUAUGCUUUCGCUCUGCCAGUUGAAAUAA
Emys orbicularis (European pond turtle) is the source of this 1911-nucleotide messenger RNA. It is a transcript of the gene TRIM25, whose product is annotated as tripartite motif containing 25. The transcript has 10 exons. Gene Ontology annotation, molecular function: protein binding; zinc ion binding. The coding region runs from base 1 to 1911 and encodes 636 amino acids. Lineage: Eukaryota; Metazoa; Chordata; Testudines; Emydidae. The record is from RefSeq and is a predicted model, not a curated record.